This is a messenger RNA of Lasiosphaeria miniovina, 1619 nucleotides long. RefSeq lists its product as uncharacterized. Lineage: Eukaryota; Fungi; Ascomycota; Sordariomycetes; Sordariales; Lasiosphaeriaceae. The record is from RefSeq and is a predicted model, not a curated record. The coding region runs from base 467 to 1144 and encodes 225 amino acids. The transcript is spliced from 2 exons. Gene Ontology annotation, molecular function: acyltransferase activity, transferring groups other than amino-acyl groups.
AACAUCCAGUCUAAGCCCUCGAAAGAAAAAGAAUAGCGAGAGACAACAAAACAGACCCUCAUCCCAAAUAUUUACCAGCUACAUGGAUAGCUCAGGGCUAGCCAUCGUUUCCCCGUGCAACGCCGCUAGACGUGGCUGGCUGCUGGGCCGGUCAUCUGCUCGUAACGAACGACUUGCACCCAGCCGUUUUCAAAGCCAUGCCCCUGUGUAUCUAGCUACGUGUGGUCGCCUAGAAUUUCUACUCUAGUUGUAUGGGCUUCGAACAAUUACCGCGUAACACGUAAUGAGAACGCAUCAAAGCCAACCACAAACAACGCGUCUUAUUCUUUCACUUUUUUCUUUCUCAAUAUUCACUAGUGAUUGAUUACCAUUUCAUUCUAACAAAACCUCUCCCAUCAUCCCCAUUCCACCCCAAAAAACUUGCGAACCAAAACAUCCGGAAAUACCUACCCCCUUCCACCGUACGAUGCAGUUCUCAGUGCGCGCGGCCCAAACGGGCGACGUCGAGCGCCUACUAGAGGUCUUCGCCGCGGCGUUCCAAGACGACGAGAUCGUCGCGUACGUGGCGCCAUACCGAGCGCAGUAUCCCGUCGCGCACCGGGAGACGAUGCGGCGGACGGUCCACGGGCUGUUGCACGACGCGUGCUCCAUCGCCAUGGUCGCCGAGGUCGCGGCCGGCGCGGCCCCGGCCGACUUGGGCAAGGUCGUCGACUUCUGCCAGCUGCAGCUGACCAGCGGGAGACGUAUCCCAGUGUGCAGAAGACGGACCCGCGCGAGACGACACUUGAAACCGUUCGAGGUGCCCCUCCAGCACCUGAACCGGGCAUGGACGCUCAAACUCCUCGCAACCGACCCGCAGUACCAAGGCCGUGGAGCAGGCAGCCUGCUAGUGGGCGUCGCCGGGUCGGUAGCGGACUUGUCGGGCGUGCCGCUAGUGGUGUCGACAGCCGAAAACGCGCGGGGCUUCUACGCGCGGCUCGGGUUCGAGCUGGCGGAGCCUGUGGGCGAGGUUUGCAUGCUGAUCGGCGGCGACGGCGACGGCGACGGCGAUGGCGACGACAAGGUUACCGUGCGGCUCGACGGCGAGGACGAGGAGGCCACCUUUUGGACGGCGAAGCAACGACGACGACUGGCAGAGCUGUGAGAUGCUAUACGGCCUGUACACUUGCAGCCGUUGGGAUAACCUGUUUUGGCGAAUCAGAGUUUUGGGUAUAUUGCUGUAUGAAAAAUGCAGCUGUCUCUCGCCAUUUGAGGAUAGCUCUAGUUUAGGGAGCAUUACAGAUUGUCGAGCAAAAGGUCGUUGACCUAGUUCGGGGCCAUGAAGGAUUGGAGGUCGUCGACGCCAGUCAUGUCCUUACAUACAAGGGAUUGGCUGGCCGCUUUGGCAUGAUGUGAUGAUCAGACCGGUACUGUUGGAGUAUGGGCUGCCGGGAGAUGACCCACUUUGCCAAGGACUGCUGACGCUGUCAGAAACGACAACCCAGCAAAUGAAGACGGAGAAUGGGAAUCAGUCCAACUGUUGGUGGCAUUGAACGCCAGAUAUCACUAGGAAUUGUUGGCAGUUUGGACGAGUUAAGUUAGACAAACCCGGGACAAAUAAAUCUGAUAUCUCGAGUGAG